AGCUUGCUGCAUUUGUUGUUUAUGUGUCGGUUCAGUGAAGGUCGUAGCUGAGAGAAGCGAAGGAGACAGUAGAAAUCUGGUUCCAUCUUGGUGUGAAAGCUAACAGCUACUGGCCAUUACUCGCCAUCAUACAUUUUAGGGUAUAAGGAAGAUGGCGAGCCAAGAUGGGAAGCUACCAACCUCGGAUAGAAUGCUCAAAACUGUACCUAUGCCACCUAUUGAACGACUUACGCUUAAAGAUGUGUUCGAUUCGAAUGGAAAACCUAAAGCAGAAGUAUUAAAGAAUCAUUUCUUAAAAGAGGGUAGAGUGGAGGAAGAUGUAGCUCUUCAAAUUAUAAACUCGGGAACGGAGCUUUUAAGACAGGAACCCACAAUGCUGGAGGUGGAAGCACCCAUAACAGUGUGUGGUGACAUUCACGGCCAGUUUUACGAUUUAAUCAAAUUAUUCGAAGUUGGAGGGCCUCCAAGCUCUACAAGAUAUCUAUUUCUUGGAGAUUACGUAGACAGAGGGUAUUUUUCAAUCGAGUGUGUUUUAUAUUUAUGGGCGUUGAAACUCCUUCAUCCCAGCACACUUUUCAUGUUGAGGGGAAAUCACGAGUGUCGACACUUAACGGAGUAUUUUACCUUCAAGACAGAAUGUAAAAUCAAAUACACAGAAAACGUGUAUGAUGCUUGCAUGAAGUCAUUCGAUGCUCUUCCUCUCGCCGCGCUGAUGAACAGACAAUUCCUGUGUGUACAUGGUGGAUUAUCCCCAGAGAUUUACACUCUAGAUGAUAUUAGAAAGAUUGAUCGAUUCACAGAACCGCCUGCAUUUGGUCCCAUGUGUGACUUGCUUUGGUCUGAUCCACUGGAAGAUUAUGGCAAUGAGAAAAAUGCUGAGCACUUCAGUCACAACACCGUCAGAGGCUGUUCUUAUUUCUACAGUUAUCAAGCAACAUGUGACUUCCUACAAAAGAACGCCCUGCUUUCAAUAAUCAGGGCACACGAGGCACAAGAUGCUGGAUACCGAAUGUACCGAAAAAGUCAAGAAACUGGAUUCCCCUCUCUCAUCACAAUCUUUUCAGCACCUAACUAUUUGGAUGUCUACAAUAACAAAGCUGCUGUGCUGAAGUAUGAAAACAACGUGAUGAAUAUUCGCCAGUUCAACUAUUCUCCUCAUCCUUACUGGCUUCCGAACUUCAUGGACGUUUUUACAUGGUCGUUACCCUUUGUUGGAGAGAAAGUCACUGAAAUGCUGGUGAAUAUUCUCAAUAUUUGCACGGACGAGGAACUUGAAGGGGACGAAGAUGAAGAACAAAGUGAAGCGAUUAAGAGGAAAGAGGUUAUUCGCAGCAAAAUACGAGCCAUUGGCAAAAUGGCACGAGUGUUCACUGUGCUGAGAGAGGAGAGUGAGAGUGUGGUGCAACUCAAAGGUCUUACCCCGUCAGGACAUUUGCCAGUGGGUCUCCUCUCUGGCGGCAAACAAGGGAUUGAAAGUGCCCUGCAGGGUCAGGUUUUCAGCCCAAACUUCAAGAUCAGUGGUUUUGCCGAGGCCAAAGGACUCGACCAGGUCAAUGAAAGAAUGCCACCCAGAAAGGAUUUACCGGUGCAACCCGGGACCAAGUGAGAGCACGGACAAACAGGAAGCUAUUCAUUGACUAUUAGUAUUGUAGUAUAGUGUUAUAAACCUUGUGAAUACCUGUAAAAAAAUAGCAUCAUCUGCCUCUAAAAGUCUCUCAUUAUCUUUCUCUUGGAUGUAAUAUUUAAGAUUUUGUGUUGCGCUGACAACCAGGUUGGCAUGAUUUCUUCUGCUCCACACUGUGCUGUCAAGUGAAUAUGCUUUGAGGCAUGUGGCGUUGAUAAGGAUGAUGUUCUUUCAAGUGGAUAUCCUGUGACUUGGGAUGUUUCAGUGGGUAUCCUGUGAUGCAGGAUGUGCUGCCAGUUAUUCAGGAGGUAGUCGAUUGGUUCUUGUGAAACAGGGUGUGUCAGUGGUUUUCCUGUGGCCCACAGGUAGCCGAAGGUUUUGCACCCAAGCGAGUUCACAUCCACUGAGUUUGCACCCACAGAUUAGCACUCAUGUUUAUUCAACUAGCAAUCAAGUGCUAAAAUUUUAUCUUUCUCUUACCAAGCAAAAAAGACAACUUUGUUAGCAUAAUGAAACAAGAUCACAAAAACAUGUUUAUUUCUUGUUCUUUAAUACAUUAAAGGUGAAGGCAAACUGGAAAUAGAAAGUUUAUGAUAAGUUCAGGGAUGCAAACUUAGUGGCUGUGAACCUGAUUGGGUGCAAAACAGGUAACAUAUUCUACCAAAAAUGUGAAAUUUUGAGGUUUUACUGAUCCAGAAUUUAUCACCCCUUGCUCACAACAAUAAUUUACCAGUAUAUAAUAUACAGUGUAGAUACAUAUCUAUUGUAGUUAGGAUGUGGAGGUGAUUUUUGUCAGAAUUUUUUUUUUUUUUUUU
Messenger RNA from Orbicella faveolata, 2439 nucleotides. RefSeq names its product protein phosphatase 3 catalytic subunit alpha-like. Lineage: Eukaryota; Metazoa; Cnidaria; Anthozoa; Scleractinia; Merulinidae. Gene Ontology annotation, molecular function: calmodulin-dependent protein phosphatase activity. Gene Ontology annotation, biological process: calcineurin-mediated signaling. The record is from RefSeq and is a predicted model, not a curated record.